This is a messenger RNA of Pleurotus ostreatus (oyster mushroom), 1272 nucleotides long. It is a transcript of the gene SDS23, whose product is annotated as cell separation during budding. Gene Ontology annotation, molecular function: protein serine/threonine phosphatase inhibitor activity. The record is from RefSeq and is a predicted model, not a curated record. The coding region runs from base 1 to 1272 and encodes 423 amino acids. Lineage: Eukaryota; Fungi; Basidiomycota; Agaricomycetes; Agaricales; Pleurotaceae. The transcript is spliced from 11 exons.
AUGUCAGAAUCUUUCUGGAUUGAGCCAGCGGCGCCAACUGGUCCCCCUGUUCCUUCUGUGGACCGAGGAGAAUGGAUUGGUGACUGGCAACAAGUCUAUGCCAGAGAUAUUAUCGACUCGCCUCUUAUAUCCGUCGACUCCGAUACUUCUGUCGAGGACGCUUGCGAACUUCUACUAUCCGAGGAUAUUAUGUGCCUUGCCGUAAGGGCACAGAGUCAAGAUGCUAAUUCCCCAUCAUACGCGGGCUUGUUCGAUUUUUCCGACGUGAAUGCCUUUCUGACGUUGGCUGCGACGAGGCACACUUUCCUUCCAGAAUUUCUGGCUCAGAACCCGAAGAUCGAUGGUAUUGUCGCCGCCGCUAGGGCAGGCAGAGUCCCCGUGAAGCUCGUUUCUGAUUUAUCUGAGAAGAAUCCCUUGAAGACUGUCAGAAAUGAUGCUAGUAUCAUAGCCCUCCUCGAAGUCUUUGCUGGAGGGGCCCACCGAGUUCUAGUCAAAUCAGAAUCUCCAGACGAGCCAUUCAUAGGGAUGGUCUCUGACCGUAGUCUGCUCUCGUGGUUUCAUUCGUAUGCACAGCGCACUCCAUCCUUCUGCGAGUAUCUCUCUCAUCCCUUAUCUUCCCUUGGCCUCCCCUCCCUAAAUAUCCAUUCGUCUGUGGUUGCUGCUUCUUCGGUUGCAUCUGUGCUAGACGCCAUGAAGCUCAUGAGCGAGGAAGGCGUGAGCAGUGUUGCAGUGGUUGAUGAAGAAUCUGGCGCCCUACUCAGCGCAGUCAGUGUCACGGAUAUAGGAAAGAUUGUCGUUCCAUCCGAAAGUAACCAAAUCCUUUCCACGCCGUUGCAACAGUUCAUUGCUCAGAUCAAGGAACCCGAUGGCUCGUUGGACGGCGCCGAUAAGUACCCAGUCUAUUCAAUUUCACCAUCGACCCCAUUGUCAUAUACCAUGGAGAAGCUCCUAGCAACCAAUUCCCACAGACUAUUCGUGACCAGGGAAUCUGGUCCGGGUACUUCACCAGUCAUUUCGCCCUCUUAUUCUACUAAUUUGACUGGGAUUGUUUCCGUCGUCGAUGUUCUCUCCCUCUUCGCUCGCCUUGCGGACAUACCCAACGUUGAUCCCACCAGAAUGCAGAGGCAUCGUCGUGCAUCGUCUGCAUCUUCGCAUUCCUCAAUGUCGGACUUGGAUAUCAUUAGAUCUCGGUCGAGUAGCCGGACAAGUACUCGACGAAGCCCGAGGAUAAUGCCCGUGUCACCACCAUCGGUCAUAUCAGAUCUACACUAA